Messenger RNA from Linum trigynum, 393 nucleotides. NCBI's taxonomy places the organism in Eukaryota, Viridiplantae, Streptophyta, Magnoliopsida, Malpighiales, Linaceae. The record is from the annotation of a GenBank genome assembly.
AUGGUCAGGACUACGGGUGAGCAUUGCACAGAUUUGGAAACCGUGCAGGAGCAAACCAACCAAAUCUUGACGACCUUGACCCAACAGACAACUACACUGGAGGGCGCGCUGCAGGAGGUGGUGAUCCAGUUGCAGAAUCUUACGGUCGAGCAAAAGCAGACUGGGGAGCUUUUGAAUCGUCUCAUGGUGAAGGAAUUGGGGAAGAAUCAGCUGACGGGGACGGCGGCUGCUGGCGGCGAGAGCGUACCGACCGACACGACCGCGGAGUUGGCAAGGGCGGAGGCAGCAACAGAGAAUAUGGCACCGGCGACCAGGGUAGUAACGCGGACCUGGGAGGCGGUGGGGAUCGUGAGAGCGGUGGACCGAAGGGCUCCAGCGGGACGACUUUCCUAG